This is a messenger RNA of Maniola jurtina (meadow brown), 1910 nucleotides long. Its product is annotated as secernin-3. Gene Ontology annotation, biological process: proteolysis. NCBI's taxonomy places the organism in Eukaryota, Metazoa, Arthropoda, Insecta, Lepidoptera, Nymphalidae. The transcript has 8 exons. Gene Ontology annotation, molecular function: cysteine-type exopeptidase activity; dipeptidase activity. Bases 226 to 1602 code for a protein of 458 amino acids. The record is from RefSeq and is a predicted model, not a curated record.
UCCCAUACGCGCGCGCACGCCAAUUUUCUGGCCGCAUAUACCUACUCGCAUACAACCCGAAACCGCCACAGCAUCCCUGGAGCAGAUUCCGGAGCCAGGAAGAGUUGCAGAGACAAAAGCUUUCAAGAAAGAAAAGGCAGCUUGCCACGGAAUCCGAAGAUGAAUACGACGAGCACGGGCGUUCAGAUUAUGUGAAAUCAGUGGUUACAUGACACCACUGACGUCAUGCCCGCGUCACCGCGCACCACCAGCCGGGUAUUCAAGAGGACGACUCCUCAGUCAAAGGAAGCCUGGAUCGUCGCGCCUAUCAUCGUAUCGACAAGCAUGUUCGUCGCAGAUAGCAGCGGACCCCCGCCCGGCAAGAAUAGUCUUUUAGCACAAGUCUCACGAAGGAUGACAACGAUGCAGACGCCAAGAUCCUGCGACACGUUCUGCGUACUGCCGCCUCUAACAAAAAAUAAUGUGGUGAUUUUCGGGAAGAACUCCGACCGGCCUCAGAACGAAGUCCAAGAAGUGGUGCUGUCAAUGGAACGAGUCAGGGAUUCCCAACUGAAGUGUACUUACAUAACCAUUGAAGAGAGUACAAAGGAAUUGAACAGAGUGAUAUUGAGUAAGCCUGCAUGGAUGUGGGGUGCUGAAAUGGGUGCUAACGACAAAAAUGUAGUUAUUGGGAACGAAGCUGUAUGGACUAACAACAAUGAAGGAGACGGAGAUGCGAGACAGAAGCGCCUUCUUGGAAUGGAUCUUGUUCGCUUAGGUCUCGAAAGAGGUAAUACCGCAGAGGAAGCGUUGGAUAUUAUCACUUCUUUAUUAGAAAAGUACGGGCAAGGUGGGCCAUGUUCGGAGCACGAUGAUAGUCACUUCUACCACAAUUCCUUUCUAAUAGCUGACUGCAAGGAAGCCUGGGUGCUAGAAACUAGUGGUAAACUAUGGGCUGCUGAGAAGAUCACCACCGGAUAUAGAAAUAUUUCCAAUGGUCUUACAAUAGGCACAAAGAUUGAUAAACAUUCAGAUGGUCUUCUAGAAAAGGCUAUGUCUUUGGGAGUUUGGGAUGGCAAAGGCAAAUUCAACUUUAGCAACUCAUUUUCCUCCGGUGGUGAUGAAAAACGGCAAAAGGAAGGCGAGAGAUUGUUAAAAGAAGGCACGGAGAGUGGCCUUUUUAGUGUUCAACAUAUGAUCAAUAUAUUGAGGCAUAAAGAGAGCGGGAUUUGCCGCAGUUGUGAUGACACUUUUCCUACUCAAGGGAGCCAGGUGUCUUUACUCUCAGCGACUACAUUAAACGUACACUGGUUCACCGCCACACCGGAUCCAAGCGUUUCCUACUUUAAGCCGUUUGUGUUUACACCUAACGUGCAGAUUUCAUCGCACACCGAAUGCCCGAAAGAGGCGAAAAAAGAACACAAUCUGUACAAACUUCACAGUGAACACGUAGUGCGGGCAAACAAUGACAAAAUAUCCAAUGUCCUGCGAGAAAUAGAGCAAGGGUGCCUGUCAGAGAUAGAAGAUUUCAUCGAAAGGUAUGACCAAAAGGAGAAUUCGAUAAACGAAUUGGACAACUUGAUGAAAAAAUGCGUCGAAACCGAGGUUACACUUUAUACUUAAGACUCACUUAUUUUGAUUAAUUUAAAUUCUAAUUAGGAGCGUACGACCAAUUUUUUGCUAAGCAUUGAUUAAGGAUCUGUUGCAUCAGCCUGUUAAAGUCAUUGAACUUAAUUAUUACCUAUAGAAGGGCUGUUUAAACAAAAACAGUGUUCUGUGAAGUUGUCAAAAAUAACAACGAGUUGUAAGCAAAACGAGUUACAGCUCACCAACACUUGGUUUACAGUAAGGCUCACCAUCAAUAGAAAAGAAGUGAGUUACUCAAGUCAGGGUUGGUUGACCCUUAUACGAAUAAAAUUAACUAAUUUGAG